Messenger RNA from Paramecium primaurelia, 1823 nucleotides. Lineage: Eukaryota; Ciliophora; Oligohymenophorea; Peniculida; Parameciidae. The record is from the annotation of a GenBank genome assembly.
AUGGAAAAUUAUCAAUUCUAAAUACAAUAUACACUUAGCUAAAGUGUAUAAUCAACACACUAAUCUAAAAAUGAAUUAUUGGAAUAGUUAUAAUUUAUGUAAAAUGAAACACUAUAAUUUAUUAAUAUAGAAGAAUCUGACGAAGAAAUAGACAUAACUAAACAGAAAUAAGUUAAAACAUAAUUAUUUUGUAGAAGAACAUCUAUUUAAGAAUCUUCAGAUAGUUCAUUUAAAAAAAAUGAUAUUUAUCCUGAUCAAACGUAAAUCAAAUAACAAGAACAGUAAAUUUAAUAAAACAAAUAACCAAAUGCUUUACAAAUAAAAAGAUCUAUGAAAAGAAGUCAAACUGCUUUUAAUAAAGAUUUUGGAACAUUUGCAAAAUAACAUGGGUCAAAAAUAUUUUUAAAGCGAGCGAAUUAAGCAAUAAUUAAUAAUUUUGAACAAAUAAGAAAAUAAAAAUCAAUUAUUACUAAUAAUAUUAGCUAAUUUGGAAAAUAGCAUCUUAGAACUAUUUAAGUUAAAUAUUUUAGAACAAAUCUUUCAAAAGUCUUAUUUAUUGAAAAGGAAAUGACUGCUAUAGAAUUUAUUGUACUUGCAUUAAAAGAGUAUUCACUUGAAAGAAGGUUUGAUUAAAAUUUAUUUGAAUACAAGAAUUACACUCUAGCCUAUCAAUUAGAAACUUUAGAAGAUCAAUUUGAAAUUGAUGAUGAUCGUUUCAGAAGACCUAUAUAACGUACAAAAAGCUUUAUUGAUAAGGAAGAAGAUAAUAUUGCAGUUAGAAGAGCCAGCUGUGAUGAAGUAUGAUAAGAAUAUUAAUUAUAAAGAGAGCAAUUGCAUCCUAAGUUGAGCAUUCUUUCUCAGAUUAUGAAGAUAAAACAAUUACUAUUGAUUAUCCAGUUGUUUUAAGUUGUAAAUAAGUAGAUAUUGUUGUCAAUUCAAAUUGUUAAACAACCUUUGGUAUAGAUCUAAUGACUCUGAAAAAAACAUAUGAAUUAUUUCCUUAAUAUAUCAUAUUAUUGAUAGAAGAUGCUUAAACUAGAUCUAAUUAAUAAAUUACAUGUCCCAAUAAUUCAAAUCUUGAAAAUGUAUUUGAUUCAUUCAAUAAUGGAUUAAAAAGGAAAAGAUCUUCUAAAGAUUACUUUUUAAGAUUAAAAUAUCCAUGUAUCCAUAUUGGUAUUGAUCCAUUAUGCUUAGAUACUCCAAUUAAUUAAUUACCAAUUCAUUGGUUAGUAUUGGAAAAAAAAUAAAUUAUUGAAAUCUAAACUCCAAAUCUAAUGGAGUUAAGUAAGAAAUUUUCAAAUUUCUAAUAACCAAAUUAUUAUGAAGAUGGAUUUAUAUCUUAUAAUCAACAAGAUUUACAAAUGAAAAUGGAAUCUAUCCAAUAUUUUACUUCUCUAUAUUCUUAUUAAGAGUUUUAAGUGAUGCAAUUAGAAAAGAAAUAAUAAUAUCAAGUUUUAAUUGGAAUUGAUUAUUUUGACAUUAGAAUCUUUUAUGUCAAUCAUUAGAAUAACUUAUUCCCUCAUUAUUCUAUGUUCUAGUAUAUAAAAAAUUAUAUUGUAGAUAUGUUCAAGAGUCACAAAAAAGAAGAGAAAAUUAUUAAAUUAAAGUCAAUCAAAAAAUGUUCUUUAGAUGAAAAAUAAAAUAAAUUCUAUUUCAUAUAUAAAAAUUCUGUAAGUAUUUUAAAACAAUUAUGCUUUAUACCAGAAUAAAGUAAUGAUAAAAGAAUUUAAAUUUAAGUUAAUAACUAAUUUUUUGAACUUUAUUAAAAAUUAGAUAAAUUAUUAGGAAUUAGAAAAAAUAAUUAAAGAAUAAAUGAAAAUUGA